Linum trigynum is the source of this 1825-nucleotide messenger RNA. NCBI's taxonomy places the organism in Eukaryota, Viridiplantae, Streptophyta, Magnoliopsida, Malpighiales, Linaceae. The record is from the annotation of a GenBank genome assembly.
ACACACAUGCUAUAUUGUAGAAUGUGGAGUCUCUUUGGUUCUCUUUUCCUUUCUUCUUUUUUAGACGUGGAAUGAGUUGUAUCAGCUUACUUUAUGUUGCGGUUUCCACUUGAAUUAUGGAUCAUCCUCUUAAUCUUCCCAUUGUGCAGUGCCGACGGCGAGUAGGUACAGAAACCCGCAGUAGCAGUUUACAGUUCCAACACCCAGUCCAUUAAAACCCUCGAAUUGCCCAUCAAGUUUCUCAUCCCCAAUGGCCGGAGCUGAAGUGCCGCCGGUCUCGGCUCAGGUCGAAAUCCCGGUAGAAACCUGGCUAACUUCUCUGGACCGAAAACUGCAGGACUCACUCCCACCAUCCUCAAACUGGCGAAUCUGCAGAGUCCCCCGCAAGCUCCAGAGCGUGAAGAAAGACGCCUACAGCCCACAGGUCAUCUCAAUUGGGCCCUUCCACCACGCCGCCGACAACGUCAAGCCCAUGGCACACCACAAGCUCCACUACGCCACUUCCCUCCUCUCCCGCACCCCAGCCACCAAAUCCACAGCCACCCUCGCCGCCUGCGCCGAUUUCCUCCGCCGCUUCGACUCUACCAUCCGCGCCUACUACGCCGAGAAGAUCGAUCUCAACCAAACCCAGCUCGCCGAGGUCCUAAUCGUCGACUCCCUCUUCAUCAUCGAGCUCUUCGUCAGGUACUUCAAUGUCGAUCUCCGGCUUCAGCACGACCCGAUCUUCACGAGCUCCUGGAUGAUUCUGACCCUCCAGCGAGAUCUUCUGCUGCUUGAGAAUCAGAUCCCUUUCUUCGUCCUCGAGAUGCUGUUCAUGAUUACCGUCAAAAGAAGCGCAAUUGGGCCGUCCAUGCCUCCCCUGCCUGAACUCGCUCUGCUUUUCUUCAAAUCUGCUCUGAAUCUGGACGAAAAAUCGAGCCCAAUCGGCGGAAGCACUACUUGGAGCUGCCACCAUCUGCUCGAUCUAACUUACAAAUCUUACUUCUGCCCAUCUCCUAGGCUGAAUCUCAGAGAAGAAUCGAGUCGAGAUCUGGAACGAUUGGCAGCGCCCGAUUUGGUCAGAGGAAGAGGGGAAAGGGGGAAGAAGAAGAAGGAAAAGCCGUGGGUUCUAAUCCAAUCCGCCAAAGAACUCAAGACAGUCGGGAUAAAGUUCAGGAAAGUAACAGCCAAGCAUCUGUUCGAGAUGGAGUUCAAUGACGGGAAAUUCAGAAUCCCGCCAUUAACAGUUCACGACUCGACGGAUUCGUUGCUGAGAAAUCUCAUGGCCUACGAGCAGUUCUCCCACGCGAGCAGGCAGUUCGUGACGUCGUACGUAAUGCUGAUGGAUCGGCUGAUUGAUACGAAAGAGGAUGUUCAGAUACUGGAGAAGGCAGGGGUAAUCGAGAACGAAUUGGGGGAUUCGGGUUACGUGUCGAAUUUGUUCAAUGAGAUGUGCAAGCAGAUUGUGUUCAGGGAGUUCUACUACGAUGGGUUGUGCGAGCAGGUGAAUGGUUACAGCAAGGGAAGGUGGCAGAAGUCGAAAGCCCAUUUCAAGAGUGUGUAUCUGAAGAACAUUUGGACGAUCGUGUCGUUGUUCGUUGCGGCUUGGGUGCUUGCUGCUACUACCAUACAAACUGUCUACUCUAUUCUCGAUUACAAUAAACCGUGAUGCCACUUUGUUUGUUGGGUUGGGAGACUCCAUUUCUGGUGGCUUGAGAUAUUUCUGUGUGGAUUUUGAUAUCGUACUAUGUAAUGAUGCAGAUAAAAAUCAGCCCUUUCUAUAUAGUAUUGGUUCCUUAAUGUACAACUUGAAGUUGUACCAUAACAUUAAAAGUAUAAGUUUAGG